This is a messenger RNA of Ziziphus jujuba (common jujube), 4392 nucleotides long. Its product is annotated as mediator of RNA polymerase II transcription subunit 33A. Gene Ontology annotation, cellular component: mediator complex. Lineage: Eukaryota; Viridiplantae; Streptophyta; Magnoliopsida; Rosales; Rhamnaceae. The record is from RefSeq and is a predicted model, not a curated record. Gene Ontology annotation, biological process: regulation of phenylpropanoid metabolic process.
AAAAAAAAAAAAGAAAAAAAAUUUAUAAAGUAAAAAUAUGAAAAAAAAUAAAAUAAAAUAAAAUAAAAAAGGAAGAAGAAGAAGAAGAAGAAGGAAGACCAUACAUGCAUGAUCUGGAACAAAGCAAAAAUAUAUAAAAUACUUGUAAAAAGCCAAAAAAUGAAAAUCCCGGAAAACAUGCAUGAAGUGUCAAAACCAACUUAACUAAUUCUACGUUUGACCGAUUAUGUUGCAAAUUUUCCGAUGUUAAAAGGGUGAAAAUGAAGAAAAGAUAUAAUUUCUUUCACUCACAGUCUGAAAAUUUUCCAUUUUUUUGGGUUUUAACAGCAGAAAAAUAGUGAUUUACCUGAACGAAUGGAAGAAAACUUGGAAAGCAACAUCUGGGAAAGUGCAAGAGAAGCAACCAAGGCUGCUCGAGAAAAUGGUAGUGAUCCUUUGUUAUGGGCAAUGAAGUUGUAUUCGGAUUUGAUCUCCAAUGGAGUCUCUAUGCCUUCUGUAGAACUUGCUGAUAUGUUGGUUUCGCAUAUUUGUUGGGAAAACAACGUUGCCAUUAUGUGGAAGUUUUUAGAGAAGUCAUUUGUAUUGAACAUGGUGCCUCCUCUGCUUGUUCUUGCUCUGUUUUCCACUAGGAUUAUUCCAUGUCGACAAUUUCAGCCAGCAGCAUAUAGGCUUUAUAUGGAGCUCCUGAAGAGAUAUAUAUUUAAGCUGAAAUCUCAAAUAAAUGACUCAAAUUAUCAAGAGGUCAUGAAGUCCAUAGAUGCUGUUCUUAAUCUAUCCCAGAUAUUUGGUCUGCCAACAAGUAAUGAACCUGGGGUUAUACUCGUUGAGUAUCUAUUUUCAGUUGUUUUGCAAUUGGUUGAUGCAUCAUUAGAUGAUGAGGAAUUGCUGAACCAUAAUGAUCUAGAACAGAAUUCCAGUUGGGUAACUAAGCCUCAAGAAAUGGAAAUAGAUGGUCAAGUUGGUCAUCAUGAUCAUGAUGAGAAAUCGAACAGACAUAAUAAGAGAUUGCAGGAUUCAAAUACUGUCAUGGCCAUUGAGAUUAUUGGACAACUUCUGAAAAACAAAGGGACUUCAAGAAUUCUUUAUUUGGCUCGCAAAUACAUACCCACACGUUGGGAAAAUUUUACUGGGAAAUUACGUUUUCUUGGCGAAAAUUCCUUAGCAUUAAGAAAGUCAGAAACUCUUACACCAGAGGCUCUUCAGCAGUUAACUUCAGACACACGCAUUGUCUUGCCUCGAUGCAGAACAAGUUCUUUACAAAAAUUUCAUGCAAUUAUGGGUUAUGGAUCUUCAGCUUCUUAUGCAGGUCUUUGCUAUGGAUCUGGUCGUUCUGCUAUAUGGCUUCCUCUUGAUCUUGUAUUAGAAGAUGCCAUGGAUGGACAUCAAAUUGAUGCAACAAGCGAAAUAGAAAAAAUUACUGGUUUGAUUAAGACCCUUCAAGCAAUAAAUGGAACAAGCUGGCAUGACACAUUUUUAGGUCUUUGGAUUGCAGCUCUUCGUCUUGUUCAUAGGGAAAGAGACCCUAUAGAAGGCCCUGUACCUCGGCUGGAAACUCGCUUAUGCAUACUAUUAUGCAUCACAACUCUUAUGGUUGUUGAUCUUAUUGAUGAGAGAAAUUCUCCAAUCGAUGAAACAGAAAGUGAUUCUAACAAUCAAUUGAAAGAGAAAGAUAAAGGAAAUCCAAGAAACCUUCAUAAGGAUUUUGUAUCCAGCCUACAAAUGUUGGGUGAUUUUCAUGACCUGUUAGCUCCACCUCAAUCUAUUGUUUCUAUGGCCAAUCAGGCUGCUGCGAAAGCAAUAUUGUUUGUUUCAGGCAUCAGUGAAGAAAACAUGUCAAUUAAGUGUUCUGGAAACUUGCGCCAUUUGAUAGUUGAGGCAUGCAUAGCUAGAAAUCUCCUCGACACAUCGGCAUAUUUCUGGCCAGGCUAUGUCAAUGGAAGUGUCAAUGAAAUUCCUCAAGAUGCUGCAGCACAAGUUCCUGGUUGGUCUUCAUUUCUCAAAGAGCCUAAUCUUACACCACUAAUAAUGGAUGCUUUGGUUUCAAGGCCUGCGUCAAGGUAUAUCGGAUGCUCUUUUAUGUAAAUAUACCCAAAAAAAAGUAAAGCUACUGAAAUUAAGUUCAUGGAUUUGAUGGAAGCUUAGCAGAACUGGAGAAAGUCUUUGAGAUUGCAAUCAGUGGAUCAGAUGAUGAGAAAAUAUUUGCUGCUACUAUACUUUGUGGAGCUUCACAUUGGUGGUUGGAAUAUACAGGAACACACUAUUCAUUUCAUCAUAAGAUUAUUGUCUCCUCCAGUUCCUGUUGAUUAUUCCGGGGGUGAAAGCCAUUUAAUCAGUUAUGCUCCAAUGCUCAACAUUCUCAUUGUUGGAAUAGCAUCUGUUGAUUGUAUUCAUAUUUUCUCUCUACAUGGUUUGGUUCCACAUCUUGCAUGUUCACUAAUGCCAAUAUGCGAGGUGUUUGGUUCAUGUGUUCCAGAUCUAUCUUGGACUCUCAAGUCAGGAGAAGAAAUCUCAGCUCAUGCUGUGUUUUCAAAUGCAUUUGCUCUUCUUUUGAAGCUAUGGAGGUUCAAUCAUCCUGCUUCUGAACAUGGAGUUGGAGAUGUACCAACAGUUGGAUCCCAACUCACCCCUGAAUACCUCCUUUUAGUCCGUAACUCUUAUUUAGUAUCUUCCAAAAAUGUCUAUGAAAGCCAAAGUAAAAAGAGACUCUCAGCUGUAGCAAAUUCAUCAUAUCCAGAACCAGUGUUUGUGGACUCAUUUCCAAAGUUAAAAGUUUGGUACAGGCAGCACCAGGCAUGUAUAGCAUCACCGCUCUCUGGUCUUGUUCCGGGGACCAUUGUCCAUCAGAUUGUUAAUGAACUACUGAAAAUGAUGUUCAAAAAGUUUGAUAGAGGAAUCCAACAACUUAGUUCUGUUACUUCUGGAAGUAGUAAUUCUUCUGGACCUGGUACAGAGGACAAACUUCUAAGGCCUAAAUUGCCUGCAUGGGAUAUACUUGAAGCUGUUCCUUUUGUGGUUGAUGCUGCUCUAACAGCUUGUGCCCAUGGAAGGCUUUCGCCCCGUGAAUUGGCUACAGGACUUAAGUGUUUAGCUGAUUUUCUUCCUGCAUCUUUCGCGGCUAUUAUUAGCUACUUCUCAGCUGAAGUAACUAGGGGUGUUUGGAAACGAGUUGUAAUGAAUGGAACAGAAUGGCCAAGCCCGGCUAUGAAUUUGUCAAAUAUUGAGGAACAGAUCAAGAAAAUCCUAGCUGCUACUGGUGUUGAUGUCCCUAGAAUUGUUCCAGAUGGAAGCAUUCCAGCAACACUUCCACUGCCUCUGGCUGCAUUUGUAAGCCUCACUAUAACCUUCAAUAUUGAUAGAGCCUCAGAACGCUUUCUCAGUUUGGCUGGCCCUGCCUUAGAAUUUCUUGCAGUGGCAUGCCCGAAGCCUUGCAAGCCAAUCGUAGCAUCACUGUGGACCCAGAAGGCUAAGCGGUGGAGUAACUUUCUUGUAUUUUCUGCAUCUCGAACUGUCUUUCUUCGCAACAGUGAUGCAGUGGUUCAGCUUCUUCACAGCUGCUUCACUGCCACACUUGGCCUGAAUGCCACUCCAACCUUGAGCAAUGGCGGCGUUGGUGCCCUUCUUGGCCAUGGAUUUGGAUCUCAUUUCUUUGGUGGGAUAUUCCCUAUUGCACCAGGCAUUGUUUAUCUGCGAGCUUACCGCUUCAUUGGAGAUAUUGUAUUCAUUACAGAAGAGAUUGUUACUAUCUUGAUGCAUUAUGUGAGAGAAAUAACAUGUUGGCUUCCUACACAGAGAUUGAAAUCGAAGACAACCAAGAAUAGAAUGAGAUAUGGACAGGUCUCACUUGCUGCAGCAAUGACUCGGGUGAAACUGGCAGCUUCACUUGGGGCUUCGUUAAUAUGGUUAACAGGUGGUUUGUGUCUGGUUCAGUCAUUGAUCAAAGAAACUUUGCCCUCUUGGUUUAUAGCUACGCACAGGUCUGAGCAGGGGUCAGAAGGGAUAGUAGCAAUGCUUGGGGGUUAUGCACUUGCAUACUUAGCAGUGCUUUGUGGAUCUUUUGCUUGGGGUAUUGACUCAUCAUCAGCAGCAUCAAAACGGCGUUCAAAAAUCCUAGGUACCCACAUGGAAUUUCUUGCAAGUGCAGUUGAUGGGAAGAUAUCACUUGGUUGCAAUAGUUCCACUUGGCGUGCUUAUGUCUCCGGGUUCAUAAGCCUAAUGGUAGAUUGCACACCAAAUUGGGUGCAGGAGGUGGAUGUAGAUGUGUUGAAGAGACUAAGUGAUGGUCUGAAGCAGUGGAAGCAGGAAGAGCUUGCUUUGGCAUUGUUAGCUAUUGGUGGGGUCGGAACGAUGGGUGCCGCUGCCGAACUUAUUGUUAAGAAUGAUAUGUAAACCAAA